AUGAUGAUUUCGAUCCUGAUGAUUGUGAUUCAUCAUUGGCAAGCGAUUGUUUCAUAUGCUACAUAUCAGGGAGGAAAAGAUGAAAUUCCUGAUGCAGGAGUGUUAAAUUUUAAAUUCCAAGUAUCCCUCAACCCAGAUCGCUUCGGUAUGGCUGAAUCUGAAGAAGCCAAAAUGACGAAUAACGUUGAUUGUUUUUUUGUACGGUGUGUAGAUGAAGAUGGCGAUGUAAUUUCAACAAGUGAUUCCACGCUACCAAUCCGCUUUAUGGGAAGUCCCAUUGUUUGUAAGUUACGAAACGCGGAUGAUCAAGUGAUGAUAGGCUUCUCGACCUACACUUAUGCAGUUGUCACCAAUCAUGAUAAUACCAAAAAUGUGUCGGUCGUUAACGGUACUCUUGUGAAAUUUUCAUCAGACCUGGAUGAUUUCUUUGAUAUAAUAAUUAACACAUAA
This is a messenger RNA of Cotesia congregata, 450 nucleotides long. The record is from the annotation of a GenBank genome assembly. Lineage: Eukaryota; Metazoa; Arthropoda; Insecta; Hymenoptera; Braconidae.